GUGCAAAGUAUGGCUUCCAUUUUACCUGCUUCUAAUAGAUCCAUGAGACCUGACACGAGUACAUAUGAAGGAAAAAGGUCUGUGUACGUUAAGAAUCCUUACCUGGAUGCUAUGGAUGAAGACAUACUCUAUCACUUGGAUUUAGGAACCAAAACACACAACCUACCAGCAAUGUUUGGUGAUGUAAAGUUUGUCUGCGUUGGUGGUAGCCCCAACAGAAUGAAAGCCUUUGCAUUGUUUAUGCACAAAGAGCUCCGGUUGGAGGGAGAUGGAGAGGCCAUUGAAGACAUCUGUGCGGGGACAGACCGAUACUGCAUGUUCAAAACAGGCCCUGUGCUCUCCAUCAGUCACGGGAUGGGCAUCCCCUCCAUUUCUAUCAUGCUGCACGAACUCAUCAAACUACUCCACCACGCACGCUGCUGUGAUGUCACCAUCAUCAGAAUGGGAACCUCAGGGGGAAUUGGGAUUGCCCCGGGGUCUGUUGUAAUAACAGAUACAGCUGUAGACUCCUUCUUCAAGCCUCGGUUUGAGCAGGUCAUCUUGGACAACGUGGUCACCCGAAGCACUGAACUUGACAAGGAACUGGCUGAUGAUUUGCUCAACUGUAGCCGAGAAAUCCCCAACUUCCCGACCCUCAUCGGACACACGAUGUGCACCUAUGAUUUUUAUGAAGGCCAAGGUCGUCUAGACGGAGCGUUAUGUUCCUUCUCGAGAGAGAAGAAGCUGGACUUCCUGAAGAGAGCAUACAAAGCUGGAGUCAGGAACAUCGAGAUGGAAUCGACGGUGUUCGCUGCCAUGUGUAGACUGUGUGGUCUGAAAGCUGCUGUGGUCUGUGUGACACUUCUUGACAGACUCGAGAGUGACCAAAUCAAUCUGUCCCAUGAUGUCCUCGUGGAGCACCAGCGACGGCCACAGGCCCUAAUCUCAAAUUUCAUCAAAAAACAGCUUGGACUUUGUGACCAGAUGCCAUAACUCAGAAUUCUGCCCCUCUCCUGAGAGUUGGUACAUGGAGUCACAAUGCUGAAGACAUGUGUUGUUCAUAACAUUUUUAUGUCAUUCUCAUCCUUGGGCUAAAAUCAUAAAAGAUUUUAUGAAAUCCUUUAUCUUAAAGUUGAAUUUAUUGCAAGGGAGUUUAAUACCCGUGUGAAAUUAAGUUCGAAUUCCAUUUUGGAACGAGUUAACUAAAGCAGUCUGAUAAUUAAUAUUUUAAACUCAUGAAUUGUGACACUUGGAGUUUCAUAUGUAGCAUUAAUUAAGCCUACAUCAACAUGGAUCAGGCAAUUGUAAAUGGUGACCAGUUUCUUGCUGAAGCAGACCGAGAAGUGGAUGGUAGGGUGUUGUCAGCACUUCUAGGUGUUGGACAAGUGACAAAAAUUGAGCACACACAUUCAAAACAUUUACAAAAAUGUGCCAGUGUGAUAUAGGUCUGUAUGAAUUACCCUCAGGGAAAUAUGG
Acomys russatus (golden spiny mouse) is the source of this 1455-nucleotide messenger RNA. RefSeq names its product uridine phosphorylase 2 (gene Upp2). Gene Ontology annotation, cellular component: cytoplasm; cytosol. Gene Ontology annotation, molecular function: uridine phosphorylase activity. NCBI's taxonomy places the organism in Eukaryota, Metazoa, Chordata, Mammalia, Rodentia, Muridae. Gene Ontology annotation, biological process: nucleotide catabolic process; uridine catabolic process. The record is from RefSeq and is a predicted model, not a curated record.